CUCCUUGAGUUCGACCUAUCAGCCUGCCCCUCUCAAGGGCUUCGGUCAACACGAAGGGUACCUUACCAACUGACGUGUGUUCAAUUAUUCACGCCAUUGUAUUUCAUAGGAAGUAUUUCUGAAGCAAUUUGGUACGAUUUGUUUAGGUUCUCUAUUUUUUUGGUGUUUUUGUUAGGCUGGCAUGUCUUUCAAGUGAAGAAUAAGUUUUUUUAAUAUGGCUUUGAUUAGCGGAUUUGCUUUCCUUUGGGUGUUCUUUGUGACGCUGGGCGUGGAUUGCUCCAAAACGCAGAAGAAAUCAGAGCUGAACAGGGGAGUGGCAGACACCUGUAAAGACUUCGGCGCUGUCAGUUCUAAGUGUCACAUGUGGAAGGACAUGGGAUUUUGCUUCAAGCAUCGGCGAGAGAUGCAGUUUGUCUGUAGCAGAACCUGCAAGUUCUGCGAACCAGGAGAAUACCAAACAGAAUUUACUUCGCCCUCAUCUCAAGUCGAUGAGAAUGCUCAGACUAAAGGAACCGUCCACUUACUCGACGAACCUGAAGAAGGCAACGAGACCCCUACCGCACAGGUUGCCGGAAAGCCAUCGUCAGCCUUAUCAGUCGAUGACGUAGCAGGGAUGCUGCAAAGCCUAACGGGUAAAAUUUCCGACGAGAGCCAAUCUCGUGCCAAGGAGCUCGCCGUGAUCCAAGGAAGAAUCCAGAAGGCAGUACCGACAACUGCAGCUCCACCCCCUAAGGUCAACCCACCCCCUAAGGCACAGAAGGUUGUGGAACCGAAUAUCACAAUCGGUGGGAAGAUGCAAAAGCUACCACCUCCUCUACACGAUUUGGAGAUGCAUCCAGGUAUGAAGGUGACCGAGAUUACGAGUGUGCCGCCUGCAGAAGACGCCAUCAAAACACUAGAUGAGGCCACCAGCAGUAGCAAGGCGGACAGUAAGGCGGACAACAAGGCGAACACAACGCUGAAGACUCCUGAGGACCAAAAGCUGGAGAACACACUGUUGUCGGUCAUGAAAAUUCUCCAGGAACAGAAAGACAAGCAGAAGGCGAAAGUGAAUGGAACGACGGACGGUUCCCCUGCCGAAAACAAGAAUAAGACCAAGACUGAUGGAGUGGUGCAGUCAAUAGCGAAGAUACUUCAAUCGGCUUUGAAAACGCCAGGUUCAGGAGAAGCAAAUAAUAUUCCUGCAGAUAGUACAAAUGCUACCUCCGGCAAUGGCAAUAUGGGGAAGAUAGAAGCUGGCAUUCAAUUCUUGGAUUCUUUGAUAUCAAAGGGCUCAGGGAAAACAGAAGAUAAGGGGUCAUCAGUCAGCAGCGCUGACAUGUUGUACAACAUCAAACUGUUGGAACAAGACAUCAAGGGAAGUUCCGAGAAAACGCCCUCUGACCCAAAAACAGUAACAGUCCAAGUUCCUGGAAACCCAAACUUGCUGAGUAAAAACAUGACUGAGGUCAACGUGUCAACGAUCAAGACAAAGCCUGGAGAGUUCUUACUUCAGUUACAAGACAAGCUCUUAAAGCAGGAUGACACAAUCCCCUACGCUGAAGUUAAGAAGCAGCCGAGUACUGCUAAUGCAAACGGCAACGGUGACGACAGGGAGAUUGCUGACAUUCUGCAAGGAUUAUCACAGGACGACAAGAAGAAAGACAAAGAAGAGGAAAAAGCCAAGCCAAAAAGAAAGAAGAGCAAAAAGAGACUGCUAACAGAACUCAGAGAGUCUUAUGAAGAUCUGGGUGGAAAAGUCGAGUUCGUGGAGAAGAAGGAAGGUAAAAGAAGACGUAAGAAAAAGAAAGAAGACGGUGAUGUGGAUGAAGAUGAGGGUGGGAAAAAGAAAAGAAAGCGAAGAAGAAAACAUAAGAACGAUAGUGGGGACCAGUUUGAGGAAUUAGAAAAUGACGAUGAAGAAGAUGAGGAAGACGAAGAGGACAACUUUUACAAUUCUAACAAACCCGAGCAGGAAGACCCACCCGAGAAGCUUGAGCAUCUCCAAGACGCGCUGGAAUCCAUGCAAUAUGCUGGGGAGCACCUUGAGAUGGCAGAAGGGAAGAGGAAGAAGAUGUCCACACAAGCGAGCAAGCGGGAGGGCGCACAAACUCGCGAACCGAAGAAAUGGGAAAACAUCGCACAGAAGUUAAGCAAGCGUCUGAAAGAAGCGCUAAGUGCAGCGGCGGAGAAAGACAGACAGCAUGAGCUGGAGAAAUGGAGACUUCAGAACAUGGUAAAGAUUUUGGUCCAGCGAGAGAUUGAGCGGAAACAGCGGGAAAGGGACAGAGAGGAUGUCCGUGAAAAUGACGGUGAUGUUGGUCCUCCUGACUCAGAAGAGGAAGACGACAGAAGCAGAAUACUGCACAACAUGGCCGCCAAGCUGCUACAUUUCACCGACAAGAAUAAGACAUUUACAGCUCUAAAACACAGGCCUAAGAAUAUGCUAAAGCGGGAACGGGUCUUGCACUCGCUGGUGUCUAAGUACCGGGGCCUUGUUGCCGAAAUCUUGGCAAAUUGGGCGAAGGUUAAAAAACGCGGGAAGAAGAAGAACAGAAUUCCAAGAAAAGGUUUGUCUGACAAACGUGGUGAGAUCAUGAGCGGAAGCGGAAGUGGGAGCGACACAACAAAGGCUACAAUAGCUUCUCCCCAACCCCCUCCUCGCCCACCACGCCCGCGUCUCAUUCCAGUAAGAAAAGUCCAUUUUAAAAGCAAGCCGAGACCUAUCCCUGCAAGAAAGAUUUAUAUGAGCAAGCCGAGACACAUUAAGAAGAAACCAAAGGAAGAACCGGUCAAGGUAGACACGGAUGAUGAAGAUGUAGUGGAAGUGGUGAAUUAAGGGACUUCUUGGAAUUUAAAGUGACUGUUUGCAUAAACAGAAGAGAUAAUGUAUACUCUCGAAACACACAAAAGAUGUAUAUGGAUAUUUGAUAGUAGCAGAUAGUAUAGUAACAGAUUUUGAUUUAAUGUAUUCAGCGAAACACAAAGAGCUCGCAGAACACAUUUUGAAAAGAGAAUUCUACAAAUUGGAAGACAUCUGGUUAAAUGGGAAAUGGUAACGGUUCAGUGAUCAUUACAGAAAACAGUCUUUGGAAUUUCCGCGGAACCAAACAUUUGGCAGUGCACCAUGAAAAUUAUCCGUUCUUUUAUUCAGGCCUGCAGAAAAUGCGGGUUGGAGUAUAGGAAUAAACAAACCUACUGUAUUUACCCAAGGUACUUACUUAAAAAAUGUCAUCUAGACAUCUUGUUUGCAUACUAAGCAAUUUUUUGGAGUUUUCGUGGGCCAAGGGUUAAGCCCUCGGAUUAUGUGGAUAUGCAAGAGAUCUAUAAAGGUUGGUUCUCACUAGGGUGUACAAACACAGACGCAUGCCAAACACAAGUGAGAGUCGGUCAAAUACAAGCACAGGCGCAUGCCAAACACAAGUGAGAGUCGGUCAAAUACAAGCACAGACGCAUGCCAAACACAAGUGAGAGUCGGUCAAAUACAAGCACAGACGCAUGCCAAACACAAGUGAGAGUCGGUCAAAUACAAGCACAGACGCAUGCCAAACACAAGUGAGAGUCGGUCAAAUACAAGCACAGACGCAUGCCAAACACAAGUGAGAGUCGGUCAAAUACAAGCACAGACGCAUGCCAAACACAAGUGAGAGUCGGUCAAAUACAAGCACAGACACAUGCCAAAGACAAGUGAGAGUCGGUCAAAUACAAGCGCAGACGCAUGCCAAACACAAGUGAGAGUCGGUCAAAUACAAGCACAGACGCAUGCCAAACACAAGUGAGAGUUGGUCAAAUACAAGCACAAGAUCAAGGAAAUCAAGCAGUUAUGUGUGUUGGGCUUGCGUCGGAGUAAGAACCAACCUUGCACUUGCAUCCUUCCGGAACUUUAAAAAUUUAGCAUGUAGCAUAGUGUAGAACAGAAAUUCUUACCUUCCACAAGGUUAACCACACUCAACAUGUUAAUGAUCAUAACAUUCAAUAUAAUAAUAAACAUCCAGAAAAAACAUCCAGAAUAAAUAUCCAGAAUUAGCCU
Messenger RNA from Nematostella vectensis (starlet sea anemone), 4009 nucleotides. RefSeq names its product daf-12-interacting protein 1. The transcript has 5 exons. The coding region runs from base 215 to 2818 and encodes 867 amino acids. NCBI's taxonomy places the organism in Eukaryota, Metazoa, Cnidaria, Anthozoa, Actiniaria, Edwardsiidae. The record is from RefSeq and is a predicted model, not a curated record.